AUGCCCCUGCGGGACUUCCUCAAGGCCUCGCACUUCGCGCUGGGGCCGGACCCGCGGCUGCACGAGGGCACCAUGCUCUCCUCGUCGCGCCGGGACUUCCGGGACUACCCGGGCGCCACCCGCGUCCUGCCCUGCCUGCCGCCGCCGCCCCGCUCGCCCCUUUUGCCGCAGGACGCUCUCGGGACUUGCGAGGAGCAGGUGUCGGAGGCGCGCCGCGCGUUCCCGCCGCUGCCUCGGCCCGCGCCACCCGGCGAGCUGGCGCGGGAGCACGCGCGGGCCAUGGGGGCCACCAGCCUGCGCAUGCACGCGGACGCGCGCGCCGGCGUGAGCCUCUCCAACGCGCGCGCUGCCUUCGUCUGGCCCGAGCGGCCGCCGCGCGUCAGGGAGCAGACCCGCGGCGCGCGCCUCAUCUUCGACCGCGACUCGGUGCCGCCCGGCGACCGCGCCAAGCUGCGCCUCCCGCCUACCACGCACCAGGAGCUCUUCCCACCCCACGCCACGGGCCCGCAGCCGCGCGCGCCCUGCCGCCACCUUGGGGGCCCCAACACCCUCAAGUGGGACCAGAACACACAGGGAAACGAGACCUCCUACCGGAGACAGUUCCAGGCCCUCCUGGGCCCACCCGCUUUGAUGUGUAAAAGGGCUUCCUCCAGUGUGGAACUGGGAGAUUGCAAGAUUGGCUAUGGGUCCAUUUCUUCAGUGCAGGGACAGGCCUACAGGCCCCAGGGUCUGCCCUCAGACAGGUAUGACAAGGCCCAGGCGGCCGCCCAUAUCCACAAAGUGAACAUUCGGCCUGGAGAUGGCCUCUUCCGUGACAGGACCACCCACGCCGAGCACUUCUACCCACAGGAGCCUGAGCCUUUUGUUCUUCACCACGACCAGACCCCGAUGUCCCACAUCCUGGAAGGAAACCAGCGCCCAGGCCCUGGCAGCCUCACCACCACCACGCAGUUCUUCCUAGGCCAGCCGCAGCCCUCGACCCAGCCACCCAGCCGCCACCCGCCUCACGAAAAGUUGCAGAGUCAUGUGACCCUGGGGGAGGCGUCGCUGCUCGACAACUUCUUUCAGACCUCGAUGGGCUCGGACUACCUCGCCCCGGAUACGCAGAGGCCCCCUAAAGCGCUGAACCUCCACCUGCUGCAGAGCAACUUGCCGGAGGGAACUGGAGAGCCAGACUUUUUAACCACCAACCAGAAGAUGCUGAGGCCGCAGCCAACAGCUCGGGCUGUCGUGACUGAGGAGAUGCUGCAGCGGUGCAAGUACAGCCAUGUAGAGCCCCCACUGGGUGGACAGCGCUUCUUCUCAACUCACUAUCAGGACGAGUUUCCCUGCAAGUACCAGGGCCCGGCAGUGCUGAGACGGGGCAACUUCCAGGACAGCCACGUUCCGCUGGGCUUGCCUUGUCAGCCAGGCUGCAGGGGGAGUGUCCACCCUCAGGCCCCCCAGACUCCUAUCUACCCAUGCCCCAGCCAGCAAUAAACAGGGAUGCUGGCAACAUCCUUGGUUCCUCCCCUCCCCUCCCCUCCCCAUCACAGGGCAGGGAUUAAGGAAGGCAUUGUCCUGGCAGGGAGUGAGAAAACCUUGGGGGCCCAAAAAUAUUGGUUCAGACCCCGGAGUCACCCCACUCUGUCCAGGAAAACCACUGUAGCUUGUGCAAAGGCUUGAGAAGUAUGGAACAGACAGUCUGAGGGACUGAGAUCCCAGGCUUCUGGGGCUGAAUGGACAGGGUUCAAAUUCUGACUCCUCCACAUCCUCAAGAGUAAACUUGGGCAUGUCAAUUGACCACUCUGAGUCUCAGUUUCCUCACCUAUAAAAUGGACAACCUCUUCCGUUAGGUUGUUAUAAAUGAAAAAGGCAGUCACUUGUCAGAACUGUGUGGUGUGCAACCAGGGAGGGGAAGCUUCCCUUCUUGGGAUGCAGGUGAGAAGGGAGGAAGAAGACAAGGGUGUGGGGAAAGGUUUUCAAUCGCUGAGAGAUGGGAGGGGCUGGGAGGCGGACACAGCUGAGAAUGGCCUACCAUGGAUGGUGCACUGGCUGGCU
Messenger RNA from Choloepus didactylus (southern two-toed sloth), 2040 nucleotides. It is a transcript of the gene SAXO5, whose product is annotated as testis expressed 45. The record is from RefSeq and is a predicted model, not a curated record. Lineage: Eukaryota; Metazoa; Chordata; Mammalia; Pilosa; Megalonychidae. The coding region runs from base 1 to 1479 and encodes 492 amino acids. The transcript has 8 exons.